AUGUCUUUUUUUCCAUAUGACGUGUUGAGAAAAUAUUGUUUACGUCUCACAACCCUUUCUCUUUGUCCUUUUCUUCCCUUUUUUUCUUCUUUUUCGUUCCUCUCUUCCCUUCUUUUUACCUUAAUCUUUUCUUUUCAAUAUUCCUUUCACUUUUCAUUUAUCUUUUCCUUCCUCUUUUCCUUUCUCCUCUUUCCCUUUCUCUUUUCCUUCCUCUUUUCCUUUCUCUGUCCUUCCACUUUUGUCUUUCUCUUUUACUUCCUAUUUUUUUCACUUUUCCUUUUUUUCCUUCCUCUUUUCUUUUCUCUUUUCCUUUUCUUUCCCUUUCCAUUUUCUUUUAGCUUUUCCUUUAUUGUUUCCGUCUUCUUUUCAUUUUCCUUUUCCUUCCACUUUUGCUUUUCUUUUCCUUUCACUUUUCGUUUCCCUUUUCUUUAUCUUCCUGUUUUCAUUUCUCUACUUCUUCUUCUUCUUACUUUUUUCCUUUCAAUUUUCCUUCCUCUUUUACUUUCUUUUUCUCUCUCUCAUUUCCUUUCAUUUCCAUUUUCAUUUAUCUAUUCCAUGUUCUUUUCCUUUUUCUUUUCUUUUUCCAUUUCUCUUUUCUUUCCUCUUCUCCUUUCUAUUGUCCUUUCUCUUUCCUUCCUCUUUUCCUUUCAUUUUUUCUUCCUCUUUUGCUUCCUUUUUUCUUUUUCUUUUUUCCUCUUCUCUUUUCUCAUUUCUUUUUUCUUUUACUUCUUCUUUUCUUUUCACUUUUGCUUCCUCUUUUCCUUCUUCUUUAUCUUCCUCUUCAUUUUUUCCUUUCUCUUUUCUUUUCUCUUUUCUUUUCUCUUUUCCUUACACUUUUCCUUUCUCUUUUCCUUCCACUUUUACUUUAUCUUUUCCUUUUCCUUUUUAUUAAUAAGAAUAUUUGCUCCAACCAUUGUGCCUCCCGUCCUGCUUUGCCCACUCUCAACCCUCGCCUGCAAGAAAACCUCCUUUCAAACCACUCACUCCACUGCCCUUACCCAACUCCCAUCGGCACCGCCACCUUCGCCUUCAUCGCCACCAUCUCCACUAGUAGCAAGCCCGAGACCGCGGGGCUUCUCUUCGGAAAGAUGA
Acanthosepion pharaonis is the source of this 1092-nucleotide messenger RNA. Lineage: Eukaryota; Metazoa; Mollusca; Cephalopoda; Sepiida; Sepiidae. The record is from the annotation of a GenBank genome assembly.